Scophthalmus maximus (turbot) is the source of this 2101-nucleotide messenger RNA. RefSeq lists its product as uncharacterized. Gene Ontology annotation, cellular component: endomembrane system. Bases 861 to 1328 code for a protein of 155 amino acids. The transcript is spliced from 7 exons. The record is from RefSeq and is a predicted model, not a curated record. Gene Ontology annotation, molecular function: zinc ion binding; ubiquitin protein ligase activity. NCBI's taxonomy places the organism in Eukaryota, Metazoa, Chordata, Actinopteri, Pleuronectiformes, Scophthalmidae.
CUGUGAUUUUUUUCUAUCUUUCUCAAUUGAAGGAGCAGAUGGUUAGAGGGAGAGUAGGAUCCCCCCUCUACGCACACACCCACACACACACACACACACACACACACACACACACACACACACACUCUGACUGACUGACACACAAACACACACACACCAAACCCAUCCACAGGACUGUUGUUGACUGUAUGGAGCUGUGCUCACUUUGUUUGGGCUUCGAGGGAAGUGCAUCCCUGCCUCCAACGCCGAGGUGGACUGCCCACUCCAAGACCAGGGGACUGGAGGAGGAGACAGCAGACGAGAGGAGAGGGGGAUGAGACUUGUGAAAAUCCUCUCUUAAAAAGAGAAAAAAAGCAGCUUUGGGAGGAAGACAAAGCACAGACUUAAUGCCAGAUAAUUACCUGCACUGGACGAGGACUGUCAUCGUGAUCGGUGGACGUCGCUGGGGUCGGUGAAGGGGAGACACUGCGGACACAGAGUGAAGUCUCAGAGGCCGUUUCUGUUGGAAAUGAGCACAUGAGGUCUCCAGUCCCGGUCCAAACCCCGCUCCCAAAUCUCCCAAUCUUUACACGGAGCGGUUAAUCCAGAUUUGGGAAUGCUGGGCCGCGCAGACCGCUGAGCCAACGUAACCACACCUCCCGAGGAUUUGUGGAAUCUGAGCAAAUCUGAAAAUCUUGACGGUUGUUCCGUGGGUGGGGGGAGUUCGCACAACCCGACAAAAGAGCGGUCCAGCUCGGGGGUGAAGCCGGGCUCCAAAAACAGAUUCGGUGUCCGGAGCUCCAGCCCACAGGUCUGGCUCUCAUCCAGCCUGCUCCUGACAGGGCCUGAAUUUACUGCUGCUGUCCUGGGAGUCAAAUUUCAUGCAACCAUUCCAAUGGUGUAACGGAUGCCUGUGUGGUUUGGGUUCUCGGCACUCUGAACAGUACUGCAGCAUGACGUCUGACAUCUAUCACCUCCCUCUCAAUGUGUAUGUCAUUGUGCUGGGCAUUGGCCUCUUCGUCUUCAUGCUCAGCCUCAUCUUCUGCUGCUACCUUUUCAGGCUGAAACAGCAAGGGACAAGGGAGCAGUUCAGCUACAACGAGGUGGUGCUGAAGGGAGCCAGCAAGAAACUGAGCCUUCUCGGACAAACUUGUGCGGUGUGUCUGGAAGAAUUCAGGACCAGAGAUGAACUGGGAGUUUGCCCAUGCUCACAUGCAUUUCACAAGAAGUGCCUGCUUAAGUGGCUGGAGAUCCGCAGCGUGUGCCCCAUGUGUAACAAACCCAUCCUCCGGCUCCACACAGACGCUCCCCAGGGUGCCGAGGGUCCCAUGGACCCUGAGGAGGUGUGAGUGAAUCGGGGGAAGAAGCCAGACUCCCCCUUACAGAAAACACACAUAUUGAAUACACCGGGGGAUGAUGGACAGCGGCCAUCUUUUAAGACAUCUUCACAGGACAAGUUGAUAAUGACCCCCCAUGCCUUGCUGCUGACCUUUGAAGCAAUAUGCCUUGGUGGGAAUUGAAAAUUGACAGCGCCAAGAUGAUUUGGUCAGAUCGGUCAGGGAGAGGGUGGAGGAAUCGGAUCUUUUCCAUAAAAAAUGCUCCUAGUUCUACUUCCAUACUUGCACUGUUCACCGAAAAACAUGACAGGAAAAAGGAGCCACUUUAGAGCGCAGGAUAUCAUUGCAGACGCCACUGGACAACUAGUGCAGGACUGCCAGGGACAAAACUCGACAGGCAUUCGGCUGGACGUCAGAGUACAGGAUCAGUAUGGAUACCUCUAAUAUCUCAGGGGUGUUACCAAUACAGCCAGCACAAACCAUGUUAGUCACCUUAUAGCCCUUUGCCACUCAUGCAUCUUCAGUACUGCCAAUGUAGGUGAAGUGCUCCAGUUGUCAGAGGUAGCCACAACCUCCGGCUGAAACCAAGACCAGCGGGAUUACAACCACGACGAUUUACGUAGACGAUAAUGUUGCCGAUUGUGACCCCAGGCCCUUUCCUUUUAAAAAGAGACUGAUAGAAAACUAGUCUUGCCUGUAUGUAUUGUAUGUAAACGUGUCCCCCUAUAUAUAUUGUUAUUUUGUAUUUGUUGCUUUUAAAUAAAAUGUCACGUCAUGUAUUGUAA